Molecule: messenger RNA, 4322 nt
Organism: Oenanthe melanoleuca
Lineage: Eukaryota; Metazoa; Chordata; Aves; Passeriformes; Muscicapidae
Gene: WDR64
Product: WD repeat domain 64
Exons: 30
Coding region: 310-3474 (1054 amino acids)
Molecular function (GO): protein binding
Source: RefSeq, a predicted model, not a curated record
GGGACAGAGCGCGGGACCGCCGGUACAAGCGGGCACGGAGGGAGGCAGCCAGCAGGACAGGGAGGGACCCACCGAAGAGGCUGCUGCUGAAGCCGUCCCAGACGCAGCCGGCGGCGUCCCACACCCAGCGGCUCCUCAGGCAGGACAUGAAGAAUCUCCACAGAGCUAAGUCUCCACACUCAGGAAUUCAAGAAGGCCUUAUCCAGUAAACCUGGCAUCAGCCUUGGGUGAAGUAAUAGCAAAGUGGAUCUGGAGAUCCACAGCAAAAGAACAAUACAAAGAAAUUGAUCAGUGCGGUCUACAGAGAAGAUGUCUAGAAAGAAGGAUCGUGAUAAGAGCCCUGCUCUUGAAUUGAUUGAUUUCAAGAAUGCUUUGGAGCAGUUCCAUGAUCUAGUUGAAAAAAUGAUCAUCCAGAAGACCAAGGAGCGUUCAGGCUUGUGUACUAAAGAUGAUGAUGAGAUAGACUAUGUGAAGUUCUAUAGAACAACACGAACACUUUUUGGUCCAGCAGUCAAGGAUCAGAAUGUUCAGACCUUUUUCAGCAAGGUUAUGAGCAACCCUGAGGAAAGGCCAGAGUGGCCUGAGAUUUUUGGCUGUUUCACAGGAGAAAGUGUUGGCAUGUCUUCCCCAUCGAAAGAAAACAUGAUUUUUCUUGUAUCUGAAAAACAGCAGAUUACUCAUUCAGUUGUCAAGAGAAAAGAUGUGAUCAAGGGUAUAGUGAAGGUCCCCCUUCUGCAUUUCACAGUAACAGCUUCUCAGAAAGGAGUGCUAACUGUGUUUAACAAAAAGAUGAAGGUUCUGGAAACCAUCGAAGUUGAAGCUCCUACGUGGAUCAAUGGAUGUGAUUUCCUGCCUAAUCUGAAAUAUGUCGUGGCUGUAACUGAAAGCACAGUCAUUCUCUGGGACUAUAAACCAAAAGAGACCCAGAGUGAUGGCUUUGUCAUCAAACCAAUGAAAAACUGUAUGCUCUGUGUUUGUACGGUGACUAUGGCAGAUGACCUGGCUAAGGAUACCAUCUUAAUGGGAGAUGAUAGGGGUUAUAUUUAUCUGCUUACUAUCACCAGUGAUGACUUCAUAAUGAAACAAUCUAAAGCCAGAGAAGAGUCACAGUUUAAAGCUAUGGAUUCCGAAUCCUUUGACAUUCCUAAACGCAAGCUGCAUGAUGACUGGGUUGGGAAGAUUAGGUAUUUUUCUUCCCUAAAAUGUUUUGGAUCCUGCUCCACAGACAGUAAUAAUUCAUUUAUUUUGGAUGACAUAAAGCGACUAGAGGACCACUUACCUGUAAAGGAAUUUUCUGUCCCUAAAGGAGUAAAUGCUUUCACAUACUGUGGAAAGGCAAAUGUCAUUGUCACUGGAGGUAAUGACAGAAUCCUUCGUUUGUGGAAUCCAGUUGUUAAUUUGAGUCCUGUGGGGAAGCUAUUUGGACACAAACAUAGUGUUGUAGAAAUUGUGACAAAUGAAAAAGAUCAACAUGUCAUCAGCCUUUCCUGUGCCAAGGUUUUUAGAGUGUGGGAUAUACAGUCUCUUUCACCACUGCAGGUCUUCCAUGAAAAUCAUGGAACUCCAGAAGAGAUGAAUGCCUUUCCCAUGGUGUUUGACAAUGAUCAUGGCAUGCUUUUCACAGGUUCAGAUGUCAUUGAUAUUUAUCCCCUAGCUAAUGUGAUACAAGCUUCAAAAGAGUUGCCUCAGACACAUGAGAAGAGCCUCAAUGUUCUGCUUUACAACAGAACUUUUCACCAGAUUCUCAGCAUUUGCACUGAGUCUGUUCUGAAGGUCUGGGACCUAGAAACAGGAUCUCAAAUAUAUCAAAUAGAAGACGCACAUGGGCUAAAUACUGAGGUGACCUGUGCAGCCAUUGAAAUAAACGGUGUUUAUCUUGCUACUGGGGCAUGUGAUGGAACAGUGAAAAUCUGGGAGUUUGAAAGCGGGCAAGAAGUUAAAGCCUUGCCUUUAGAGCAAGACAGCAGUGAUGAGCAUCGAGUGCUGAAGAUAGUAUAUCUGAAGGCUGAUGAGGGUCAACAUGCAGUUAUUGUUUUGGAGCAGAGAGGGAAGAUAAAAAUAAUUCAGGGUGACCCAGCUCAAACAAAUCUAUAUGUCACAUGGGUGCUUCCUGAGAUAAUGCCAUUUCCACGAAGGAAUCCAGUUGUGUAUCUCUCACUGAAGCACAGCUCCUUAGAAACACAAGAUUUUUUUCCAGACAUUCGGCUUCUAUGUAACACCAGUUCCAUGAGAAAUGAUAAAGAGACUUUUUUAUCUUCUGUGGAUCUUAACUGUUUUGAUGUUUUAAAAGUAGAAAGAUGCAGAUUGAUAGCAACAGGAAGUGCAAAUGGUGAAAUAAAUUUAUGGGAUUUUGAAUCUGCCUCUGUGAAAUGCCUGCAUAAAUCUGCUGAAGACAACGAGGACUCUGGAGUGAAUGCCAUAUUAUUCCUCAUACGUAGUGUUUCUUCUUCCAGGAGAAGAAGCUCUGUGUCCCCUACUCCUUCUGUGAGGAGUGAUACCAGUGCCACUCCAGAGCAGGAAAGUUCUUUGAACCUAAAUGAGGAGGAAAAUGCAGAAAGUGGUGAAAUUAAUGCUGAAAUAAAUACAGCAGAAGAAACAACUAGCCGUAAGAACUCCCAAAAUCCAGAGAUGAGUGUACAGUUGUUGAAGGCUAAAGCAGGACAAACACCUAUACUGGCUUCUGCUCAUGAAAACAGCUGUAUCCGCCUGUGGAGUAUUCAGGGAAAUUUGAUGAAACAACUUCUGCCAUUUUCAGAACAUCCCUCAGGUCCUCUGACAGCACUGUGUACAGACAUCUUCACUAAAAUUCUUUUGGCAGGCAGUAAAAACGGAUAUAUUAUUCGCUGGAACAUGGCCUCAUUCUUAGAAGAUCCACGAAAUAAAAAAAAUGUGAUAAAGGAGGAGCUCUGCAGGAGGGCACAUGCUACUAAAGUGGUUGAAUUAUUUAUAGAAGAGGAGAAAAACGUGAUAGUGACAGCAUCCAUUGAUGGUUCUGUCAGGCUUUGGCAUGCCAUGACUGGAUACUAUUUUGGUUACUUUGGACAAGCCAGGAAGUUUGAAUUAUCAGAUACCAGUCGGUUAAUUUUGCCUUCUGAUGUUAGUGCUUUUCCAGCUAUAAUUAAAGAGGAGAGCAAACGAAUGGAAAAGAAGGUUAAAUAUCCUCUCAUACUGGACAGAGACAAGUGGAAGUCACUGACCAGAUCACCUUCAGAUUUAGAAAAGGCUGGGGAAGCAGCUCAUGGCUUCAAGUUUUUCAAAGCUCUGGCUCCCGAAAAGCUCCAAUCUUCGGAAGCUUGUGAGUUUCUAGGCAAAGAGACUGGUUCAAUAUUUGGGUUUCUUCCUAUAUAUGAGCUUGAGAAUCCAAUUGAACCGAGCAUGCCAAAAAGUCUUCAAAGGAUCAGAGCUGAGAAGUCCAGUCACAAGGGACGAGAAAAGGAUCCAGAUUCCAUUGAAGACUUGAGUAAAGACAAAUAAAUAUAGUUUCCGUCUUCAUUAAAGUGGAUUAGCAGAUUUCUUUUGCUCUUUUUUCUCUGUUUUUUUUUUCUUUUUUACAUUUAAAUCUAUUUUAUUAUUAAGUGGAACAUAUAGAAAACAAAUCUUCACUUCUAUUCCAAUCCUUCAUGCAAAAAUUAAAUUCUAUAUGAUGUAUGUGUAUGAUUAUAACUAGAUAUUGAAAAGCCCAUUUGAUUUAAUGUAUGUUUGCUGGCAGUUACUCUCUAGGUCAAAACCACUGAUUUCCUCUCUGCUUCAAUUUGUCCAGUUUGAACUUCUGAAUAUUGAAUGUUGCACUGUUUUUUUUUCCUGCCAGAUUAAUCGUAAAGUCAACGAAGAGUUAAUAUGCCCUGCUGUUUUUGCCUGUUCAUUUCUUGCUUACACUUUCAAAGAGUGUGUUUGACCUCUCAGCCAGAAAUGUUCCUGCUGAGCUCAUGUUCAAUUAAUUAUCCAUCAUGAUUCUGCCAAUCUUUUCUUGCAUUUCAGCAUUCCAGAACAUGACACAGAGCACAGAACAUAUUUUCAUCCUUUGUCUAAACAUACAAAUGGUGCCAAGAGUCUCACCUUAGUGAGAACUUAGGAUAAUGCAUAUAACUAGUGAUAUUAUUAUCUACUAUUUUGGGGAAAAGAGCAGGUUUUCUAUAUCACUGGUAUUGAAUGGUCUUUGAUCUGCUGGUCUUCUUAAAAAUACAUUCUUCUCACAAACUGAAUAUACAAUGACUUGCAAUUAUUUACCUGCCUUCAACUUGUUACAAGGCUAUGAUGGAUUUAAGGGUAGCUGCAAAAUAUCCCGUGGGAUAUUUAAAAUUUGUAUGAUCAGCUGUACUGGA